AGGAAGAUGGCGGGGUGCAGGGGGUCCUUGUGCUGCUGCUGCCGAUGGUGCUGCUGCUGCGGGGAGCGUGAAACCCGGACGCCCGAGGAGCUGACAAUCCUUGGAGAAACACAGGAGGAGGAGGAUGAGAUCCUGCCAAGGAAAGACUAUGAGAGUUUGGAUUACGAUCGCUGUAUCAAUGACCCUUACCUGGAAGUUUUGGAGACCAUGGAUAAUAAGAAAGGUCGCAGGUACGAGGCGGUGAAGUGGAUGAUGGUGUUUGCCAUUGGAGUCUGCACGGGUUUGGUGGGUCUCUUUGUGGACUUCUUUGUGCGCCUCUUCACGCAGCUCAAGUUUGGAGUGGUACAGACAUCGGUGGAGGAAUGCAGCCACAAAGGGUGCCUCGCCUUGUCGCUCCUUGAACUCCUGGGUUUCAACUUGACCUUUGUCUUCUUAGGGAGUCUUCUUGUCCUAAUUGAGCCAGUGGCAGCAGGUUCUGGGAUACCCGAGAUCAAAUGCUAUCUGAAUGGGGUGAAGGUGCCCGGAAUCGUCCGUCUCCGGACCCUGGUCUGCAAAGUCUUCGGGGUGCUGUUCAGUGUGGCUGGAGGGCUCUUCGUGGGGAAGGAAGGCCCCAUGAUCCACAGUGGAGCCGUGGUGGGCGCUGGCCUCCCUCAGUUUCAGAGCAUCUCCUUCCGGAAGAUCCAGAUUAACUUCCCCUAUUUCCGAAGUGACAGAGACAAGCGGGACUUUGUAUCAGCAGGGGCAGCUGCUGGCGUCGCUGCAGCCUUCGGGGCUCCCAUUGGGGGGACCCUGUUCAGUCUGGAGGAGGGCUCAUCCUUCUGGAACCAAGGGCUCACGUGGAAAGUGCUCUUCUGCUCCAUGUCUGCCACCUUCACCCUCAACUUCUUUCGUUCUGGGAUUCAGUUUGGGAGUUGGGGCUCCUUCCAGCUCCCUGGAUUGCUGAACUUCGGCGAGUUUAAGUGCUCUGACUCUGACAAAAAAUGUCACCUCUGGACAGCUGUGGACUUGGGUUUCUUCAUCGUGAUGGGGGUCAUUGGGGGCCUCCUGGGAGCCACAUUCAACUGUCUGAACAAGAGGCUUGCCAAGUACCGUAUGCGAAACGUGCACCCGAAGCCCAAGCUCGUCAGAGUCUUAGAGAGCCUCCUGGUGUCUCUGGUAACCACCGUGGUGGUGUUUGUGGCCUCGAUGGUGUUAGGAGAAUGCCGACAGAUGUCUUCAAGUCAAAUCGGGAAUGACUCGCUCCUGCUCCAGGUCACAUCAGAAGAUGUGAAUUCAAGUAUCAAGACCUUUUUUUGUCCCAAUGAGACCUACAAUGACAUGGCCACCCUCUUCUUCAAUCCCCAGGAGUCUGCCAUCCUUCAGCUCUUCCACCAGGAUGGUACCUUCAGCCCCAUCACUUUGGCUUUGUUCUUCAUCCUCUAUUUCUUGCUUGCGUGUUGGACUUACGGCAUUUCUGUUCCAAGCGGCCUCUUUGUGCCUUCUCUGCUGUGUGGAGCUGCUUUUGGACGUUUAGUUGCCAAUGUCCUCAAAAGCUACAUUGGAUUGGGCCAUGUCUAUUCGGGGACCUUUGCCCUGAUUGGUGCCGCGGCUUUCCUGGGCGGGGUCGUCCGUAUGACCAUCAGUCUCACGGUCAUCCUGAUCGAAUCCACCAAUGAGAUCACUUACGGGCUUCCCAUUAUGAUCACUCUGAUGGUGGCCAAGUGGACAGGGGACUUUUUCAAUAAGGGCAUUUACGACAUCCACGUGGGCCUGCGAGGGGUGCCGCUUCUGGAGUGGGAGACAGAGGUGGAAAUGGACAGACUGAGAGCCAGUGACAUCAUGGAGCCCAACCUGACCUAUGUCUACCCGCACACCCGCAUCCAGUCGCUGGUCAGCAUCCUGCGCACCACUGUCCACCAUGCCUUCCCCGUGGUCACCGAGAACCGGGGCAACGAGAAGGAGUUCAUGAAGGGCAACCAGCUCAUCAGUAACAACAUCAAGUUCAAGAAAUCCAGCAUCCUCACCCGAGCCGGCGAGCAGCGCAGGCGCAGCCAGUCCAUGAAGUCCUACCCGUCGAGUGAGCUGCGGAACAUGUGUGACGAGCACGUGACCUCAGAGGAGCCGGCCGAGAAGGAGGACCUCCUGCAGCAGAUGCUCGAGCGAAGAUACACUCCCUACCCCAACCUAUACCCUGACCAGUCCCCAAGUGAAGACUGGACCAUGGAGGAACGCUUCCGCCCUCUGACCUUCCACGGCCUGAUCCUGCGGUCGCAGCUGGUCACCCUGCUCGUCCGAGGAGUUUGUUAUUCCGAAAGCCAGUCGAGCGCCAGCCAGCCGCGCCUUUCCUACGCGGAGAUGGCCGAGGAUUACCCACGGUUCCCUGACAUCCACGACCUGGACCUGACGCUGCUGAACCCGCGGAUGAUAGUGGAUGUCACCCCGUACAUGAACCCGUCACCCUUCACCGUGUCCCCUAACAGCAGCGUCUCCCAAGUUUUCAACCUGUUCAGAACAAUGGGGCUGCGGCACUUGCCGGUGGUGAAUGCCGUGGGAGAGAUCGUUGGGAUCAUCACCCGACACAACCUGACAUACGAAUUCCUGCAGGCCCGGCUGCGGCAGCACUACCAGACCAUCUGAGGCUCGGCCUCAUCCACAGGCCAGCGCCCUCCUGGAGCUCCGGGGAGGCAGCUCUGCUCUGCCACGGUUGGCGGGGCUGCCCCAGGGCACGGCAGAGCCCCGUCACCCCUCGCUCGGAAAGCCUGCCGCCAUCGAACGCUUGCUGGUCUAGAUCCUGGGGAUGGUUUGGCCCGUCAGAGUUUGGACUUGUCUGACUUCCUCAGCAAGUAUCUUCCUGUUCCCUGCUCCCCGAGCUCCUUCCAUCCAGGUCGGCACAGGCCCCAGCCCCUGCCCCACGAAUGCCAGGACUCGAGAGAGGUCAGGCCUCACCGCUGGGGGGUGACACCCGAGCAGUGUUCCUGCUCCUCCGCUGCUUUCCUGGGGGACCCCACUCUGCUUAAACCAUGAGGGAGGGAUGUGGCCACGGCAAGCACUGGAGAAACGCCAGUUGCAAAAUGACGUGAAUGACUAGCUCCGGAGCUGGGCGCUGAGAAGAAGGCCCACGCUCAGGGAGGCCUUCCUCACGGCUCCCGCUCGGCCUGCAGGUUCACUGAGGGGGAUGCGCUGCUUCCGGGCUGAGCUCAGCUCUGGCCCCUGUGGUUUCAGUCUCCUUAGAACCCCCCCCCCCCCCCAAGAAGCACGAAGCAUUAACCCCACUAAUCGUCCCUGAGCAGUGGAUCUGACAGUGGGGCCAGCUUUACAUCUGCCCUGGUCUUAACAUUCCAGCUUUCUCUCCACUUCCCAAGUGACGCACGGUCCCCGGGUGACGCAAUUUUACCGCGAUUCGUCCCUGCUCCGUUCACCUCCACGGAAUCCCUAAACUUCCCCCGUUUGCCUCAUCUUCCUGGGAAAGCCCAGAGGAUCUUGAUGCGCCUCCCCCCAAGUGAACUAAAUAAAAGCAGACCCCCCAAGUUAACUAAGAGCAGGCUCCCCCAUUUUAACAAAGAGCAGGUCCCCCCAGUUUAACUAAGAGCAGGCCCCCCAAUUUAACUAAGAGCA
Eptesicus fuscus (big brown bat) is the source of this 3594-nucleotide messenger RNA. It is a transcript of the gene CLCN6, whose product is annotated as chloride voltage-gated channel 6. The transcript is spliced from 23 exons. Gene Ontology annotation, molecular function: voltage-gated chloride channel activity. Bases 7 to 2616 code for a protein of 869 amino acids. Gene Ontology annotation, cellular component: intracellular membrane-bounded organelle; lysosomal membrane. Gene Ontology annotation, biological process: transmembrane transport; chloride transport. The record is from RefSeq and is a predicted model, not a curated record. NCBI's taxonomy places the organism in Eukaryota, Metazoa, Chordata, Mammalia, Chiroptera, Vespertilionidae.